Messenger RNA from Tinamus guttatus (white-throated tinamou), 1601 nucleotides. The record is from RefSeq and is a predicted model, not a curated record. NCBI's taxonomy places the organism in Eukaryota, Metazoa, Chordata, Aves, Tinamiformes, Tinamidae.
UAAGACUUUGGGUGACAAAUCGAGAGAAGCAAAAAAAAGCAGACAAAGAACUGGUCAGUACUUGCCAGAGUUUUCUGCUGGACUAGAAUUACUGAGCAGAUAUGAAGAUGCUUGGGCUGCCCUUCACAGAGGAGCUAAAGAUUGUGCGAAAGCUGGAGAGCUGGUGGAUAGUGAAGUUGUGAUGCUUUCUGCACACUGGGAGAAGAAAAGGAAUAGCCUGGUGGAACUACAGGAUCAGCUCCAACAAAUACCUGGGUUUCUAGCAGAUCUGGAAUGCCUCACAGCAAGUCUAGCCCAGCUAGAGGCAAGCUUUGAGGAAAUGGAGAACCAUCUAUUGUGUCUUGAGGACCUAUGUGAACAGUGUGAGUUUGAAAGAUACAAAUGUAUGCAGACAUUACAGCUGGAAAACUACAAGAAAACAAAAAGGAAGGAACUUGAGACCUUCAAAGCUGAGCUAGAUGCUGAACAUGCCCAGAAAGUUUUGGAUAUGGAGCACACGCAGCAGAUGAUAGCAGAGAGGCGAGAACCCAUUGGAAGCAUGUCUUCCAUGGAAGUGAAUGUGGACAUGCUGGAACAGAUGGACCUAAUGGACAUGUCUGACCAAGAAGCACUGGACGUCUUCUUAAACUCAGGAGGCGAGGACAACAACAUGCUCUCUCCCAUGCUGGGGCCAGACUCCAACACCUACGUGAACGAGAUAAGCCUGCAGGUUCCAAGCCAGUCCGAACUGCGACAGAAACUGUCUUCACUGUCAUCCACUUGCACUGAUUCUGCCAGCCAAGACGCCAGUGAAGGGGAGUCCCCGGUUAUUCAGUCUGAUGAAGAGGAAGUUCAAGUGGACACUGCUCUUGCUGCUGUAACUACUGAAAGAAAGGCUGCUUCAGAUGUUAGUGAUGAAAGUGACUCUCAGACUAUCUGAAUCUUAACACCAUAUCCUUUCAGAAUGACUUUUGAAUGAAUGAACAAAUGAAUGAAGAGCUUGUCUGUGUAAGGGUUUGCUAAUCAAUCAUAACAGCCAGAUCUUUUUACUAGUAAUACAAGAUUUUUACAAGAUUGCCAGUCACGCGGAGGUUGGUUUUUAAAAAAUUGCCUAAAGCACACACACUUUAACAGUAGUCUCGGGGCUCAGGGGAGUAGUACAACUUUUGUAUAUACUAUGUAUAAAAGAACUAAAGGAACAAGAUAAGUCUCUUUGACCACUAAUGUUUAAAGAACUUAUUGGAACUACUUAGCAUUGAUGUAUAGUACUGAACCCAAAUUGUUCCUUGCAUGUUUUCAACAGCUGCAAUUGAAGAUUUAGGCUCCAACCAAAAUGAAAAGUUAUUUUCUACUCUUUACUAUCUACUGUCUGCCUACCUUUGUCUACUAAUGCAGCAGUGUCCACUCUCUUGCACUUCUUAUUCAGGACCAACUUAGUUAUCAUAGGUGUUAAGGAAAAAAAAAGAGGUUGAAAAGGAGGAGAAAUACAUAUUGAAGUGUUACGCUCCUCGAGGAGCAGGUAUCUUAGCACUGUAUAAAUUUACUCCUCUCUUGAGAUGAAAUAAAGUAUUUCUAUCCCAACCAUGUCUUCUACUUGAUUAUCCAAAUAUUUUCUGCAUGAC